Messenger RNA from Penicillium oxalicum, 429 nucleotides. RefSeq lists its product as uncharacterized. The transcript is spliced from 3 exons. The record is from RefSeq and is a predicted model, not a curated record. The coding region runs from base 1 to 429 and encodes 142 amino acids. Lineage: Eukaryota; Fungi; Ascomycota; Eurotiomycetes; Eurotiales; Aspergillaceae.
AUGGCUAUCAAUGGCCUGAUUCAUCUUGUUUUGGAAUCUUACUCGUCUGUAGGACAUAGGGCAAGGGGGGCCCAAAGCUGGUUAUCUGUCAACACAUGUGCUAAGCUUUACCUGGGAGGCCUGAGAUAUAUUUGGAAGCAGACGCGUUCACAUGGCUUUGGAUGGCUAGCACUCAAGCUGGUGAUUGCGUCGACUCGACUGAUUGCGGUGUACUUGGCGGGUGGGGGACUUUCUUCGCGGACUGGGCAGAUGGACUUCCACGGGAACUACGGGGAGAAAUUCCAAUCACUGGCGUUGAUGAGUACAAUAGCGCUGCAAGAAAAGCUCAGCCGGGCUGCAUAUCGUGGGUCGAGGAGGUUUGUCGGAGGGAGAGGAGCAGGAGCAGGAAGUGGGUUAGCUUUUACUAGAGCCGCUGGAGCGGACGCCUGA